Messenger RNA from Vollenhovia emeryi, 7087 nucleotides. RefSeq lists its product as uncharacterized. Bases 2508 to 5885 code for a protein of 1125 amino acids. NCBI's taxonomy places the organism in Eukaryota, Metazoa, Arthropoda, Insecta, Hymenoptera, Formicidae. The transcript is spliced from 9 exons. Gene Ontology annotation, molecular function: protein binding. The record is from RefSeq and is a predicted model, not a curated record. Gene Ontology annotation, cellular component: cytoplasm; plasma membrane.
AUAAGGAAACGAAAAGAAACUUUGAUCGAUUCUCUUUCGUAGUGCUUGGACUUUAAAGUGCGGUAUUAUUUAUUGUUAUUUGCGUCGAAGCUUCCUAGUGUCUUUUAGCAUCGAAGGCCAAGCCUCUCGUUCAAGUCUCUUAAUCGCACGCGGUCAAGUAGCGAAACUGAUGGAAUAACUUCCGUCAAAGAUAAAAUUUGAGUUUACUCGAGAGACGUGAUCGAAAGAUAUACAUUACCAUCUCGCACACUUUGCUGGUCUAAUUACGUUACGUCUCAAUCGUGUUACAUCUCUCGCAAUCAGCAUCACUCAUCUCUCUCUCACUCUUUAUUGCGUAACAUGUGAUAUCGAGUGUUGCCUGCAGAGAUUACGUUGCUAACAAUAAGAUAAAAUGACAAGUUCGCGAGGGAUUAGUUUGGCUCUGUAAAGUUUCUAUUUUCGUGAUAACCGCGUUGCUUACUCGAGCAACAGUGGGAAUGUCGGCGAGCGGCCUCAAUUUUUACAACUUUGUAGAGCGGAAUGCAAAGCGAUCGUAUCAAAGAAAUAUUGUACAAGAGACGUUCCCCGAGCCGACUUUUCCCGUCUCACGCGCGCGAGGUGUAGGCAUAAAACAAACACUUGGUAAAGGGACCAAACUAGGGAGAAAGAGAUGUAUCGUUCCCUAACGGUCAUCUUCCUUCUAGGUUGAAAAACAUGUAAAUGAAAAGUGCUGAAAGACUUGGCACGUGGGAAUCAAGACCAACUCGCGAGCGAUCGCUUUGUUCCGUCGUAGCGUAAUAAUAUCGCGCGUGAAGAAGGGAAGGACGCGGAAUCUUGGCUAAUUCGAGAUCGGACGGACGAAUCUUGGGAUAAAAGGAAGCGCGGGGAACUCGCGGCACAGAGACGAACGGUGCGCGUGCAUAACACUGCACACGUAACGCGCGGACCGCCAUGAUACGCGAUUGUUGAGCGCGGUAUCAUGUGACUUGGAACCUUGCGAAAAAUGCCAAAAGACAUCGAUCUCUACCGUCAUCGACGACAAGUGCGUUUCAGAAAAUGACCUAUUUUCAUUGGAGCCUCUCGAGUAAUGGUCAUUGCGACGAUUCGAGAAGGAUGGUAACUAAAAAACCUACAUCUUCCGGUACGCUACUCCUUUACGGAAGACGACCGCUCGUCGCCCGUCAUGCGAAAUUGACCGAGCUCGAUCUCGGUCCUCGCGUGUUAUUUAGAACGCGAGCGAUACGUUACGAGAGCGUGAAGCAACCGCACGAGAAAAGGAACAACGGCUAAAUAACUAUACUCGAAGAGAAUUGGAACGCGGCACUUUGCACCGUUCUCGUACCCGUAACCCGUUACACUCGCUCGUCAUACGGCAUACAGCAUACAGCUCCGCAUAAUUAUGUAAUACGUAACACCGGUUGAGGACGGCGGCGUAGCAUCGUCGCGUCGUUCGUUUGGAUUCGUCAAGGCUCGCGCGCGUGAUCGUGCGUGAUCAUCCAUUCGCUGCUUCCGUGCUCGCGGUGCUCGCGGUGCUCGACGUGUUCGACGUCGCGCUCCACUGAAACCUUCGCCUGUACGUACGUAUAUUCGUGGGUGUUGGUGUACAUACGCGCGUGCUUAUAAUUCUCGCACGAGCGGUCGCAAAACCGCGCGACAUCGUUCCUCAGCCGUUCUCCAUCGUCGCGCGCGAGUCACGUAUGCGUCCAGCCGAUGCUUCGAUAUAUGGUCAAGUCGGGAGACGGGCAACGCGCGAAAUUCAACGUGUACGUCCGGUAAAUUUGCUCGGCGCCAUUUUCCGCAACUUGCCGUCACCGUGUCGAUAUUUAAUUCGAUCCGCGGGAAAUCGCAUCCACGUCGAUCGUCGCUCGUCUCGCCUUUUUUCCUCGCGUUACGCAUCGUCCAAUCCGUUCCAUACCUCCUACCAAUCGUCCUACCACUCGCAACUUUCACGAAACUUAGAAAACCUAGAAAAUUGUAACGAGCACAGAAUUUCGAGGAUUCGCUAUGGAUGUUGGCACUUGUUCGUUUAGAAAUAUUAUAAAUGAAAUUUGCCGAAUAUGGACUACAGGAAUGCUCAAAUGUCAUCGACUAUUCCAAUUCCUACGAUGACUCGUGAAACCGAAGAUGGAAUAGAACGUUAUUAUGCGUUGAAGAAAUUUGUGUAAUGUACAAGUUGGUGUAAAGAAAAUGGCACGUUUGUGCUACGCAAAAUAGAGGCUGCCAUAAAAGUGCCAUCGUUAUCAGACUAUUAUGCGGCUAUUUUCGUACGAAGAAUAAUUCAGAUAAUUCUUGGGCAACGAGGUCGCGCUAGCGUGUCGACGUAUAUGUAUACAGGAAUACUAAGGUCUCUAUCGACACCACUGUCGCUUCCUCCGACGGAUUAACGUCGAUCGAAGAGAAGAGAGGAGAGGAGAGGAGCAACUUGAACGUUCCGUCGACCAACGAGUGCUUUUUCCCAAGAAUCGUGUGGAAAAGACGUCGUCGUAGGGAAAGAGGGAGGGUUCUAUGAUUAACUAUAUAGAUGAGAGAUGAAUGAGAUGCGGCACGUUUUGACAGGUCUGAGAACUCCCGCAAAGAGUCCGACCUUGAACAGUGGCGGCAUCGCGAGUGUCGCAACAGCAACGUGGUACGAUGUCCCGACGCCGAUUAUCGUGCACUGUCGCGAGUUCCGCGAGGUGGAUCGCGAUGAAAUCGACGAGGCAACGAGCAACUGUAAAAGCUCCCGCGAGGAUGAGAUGAGAAUGAGGUUCGUAGAGAAUAACAUAACGUCCAAGUCCUUGGAGAGGGAUUCGAGAGUCUGGUCCUCGGAGACGUCGGGUCGACCCUCCCUGUCUGCCGACAGCGUUGGCGAGAUGUCAUCGCGGAGCAGCCAAGCGAAGGAGGCAGUCGUGAGCAAGAGACGCAGCACCACGAUGGAACUGAACGCCACCACGACGGUGGAGACGGACGCCGAUGGCGUGCCGACCAUCAGUUUCAGCUUUCUGCGUGCCGAUGACAAUUCUCGCACCACCAAGAUCACCGACGAGAACGACGACGAGAAGGACGAGAUCGUGAUUCUGGAGGUCGACACGAGCGAUCAAGCUGACUCGUCGGCAAAUCAAUUGUACGACCUUCCUAAGAGCGCCGUCCUCGAGAGUAACGGAGGCUCCUCCGAACGACCUGGUUGCGACAAGGAGAUACCGGCAGUUGGCCAGGAUCUUUACGACGUGCCGAAACCAAGGCGCAGGGACAAAGACGCGUCUUGGGACGAAUCGCGAGAGAAAGAGCCGCCGGUCCGCGAUCUCGAGCGGGAAAAGUAUCGAGUCGCGAGCACGAUCGCUUCGACCGAAAGGAGGAAGCAACAACGCGAUCGGACGAAACGUUCCACCAGAUCGCUCAGAUCUGGCAGAAGAAGCUACGGCGCGUCGGACAGCGACGGUUACGACGCCGGCAUAGCGUCGAUGUCGGGCUCGUACUCGGACCCAGAGUACCCGAACGGAGGCGAGGGCGAGGAGUUGUCGGAGAGUGGCGGCUCGGACCGCAGCAAGCGGCUCAGGCUGCAGAAACGACGACUGGGCAAGGCUUGGGGCAGGAUGCGUAGCUGGUUGCGAGAAGAGAGGACGAGGAUCGGCCAAGUGGUCAACAGGCACGCCAAGUUGCAAGCGGUCGGCGCGCUUAGUCCCGAGGUACGAAGCAAACGUGCCACACCCGUGCAAACGUCAAAGAGCAAGCAGCGUGGCUUCUACGAUCUGACGCGGGCCCACACCCGGGAGUCUGGCUCGAUCACCAGGGUGGAGGAGUUUGGUCUGUCGUCAGUAUCGGAGGAGGUAAACGUUUCCGAUGAUACGGAGAGGCCAAUGUCAGCAUCGCCCGAUUCGGGAAAGACGUCGGCAAACGGCGCGGAGAGAUUACGCGGCAAUUUGCGAAGAAAAACUGUCAGUUCGGACGACAUUUUGGAGAACAAUCGAAUGGAAUUGCAGCUGCGAGGAUCUUUAAGCGUGGAUAAGUUAUGUUCGCGCGUAACGGAGAACGAUGAGAAGCCGACGCCGACGCCGACGCCGACGCCGACGCCGACACCGACGCCGACACCGACGCCGACGCCGACGCCGACGCCGACGAUGACGCCGGUGGCGGGGAGCAGCGGUGAUGCCGAAGCGUCGAGGGAUCACGGUGGGAAAAGUGGUCUGAUUAAGAGGAGAAUGCUCGGGUCAAUCAGAGGGUUAAUGGCCUCGACUCAUCUGUUGCAGACCUACGAGUCCGACGAGGGAGGACAAGGUGGUUUCGAGGACGUGCGAAGAUACGUCAAACAAGGAGGCGAUUUUUGCAAGGAAUUGGCAUCGAUUCUUCACGAAAGAGCUGAACUGGAAGCUACGUACGCGAAAGGGCUGAGCAAAUUCAGUAGCAAGCUGACAAAGGCAUGUGCCAAGGACCAAGGUGGUAAUAGCAACGGAGGUGUAAACGAAGCAUGGAGGUGUGUCGGCGAAGAGAUGGAGGCUGCAGCGGAAGCCCACCGGCUAUGGGGCAUCGCGUUAAGCGAACAACUCGCCAAACCGCUCAGAGUGGGCGUCGCGGAGACGCAGGGCCGAUCGAGGAAGAGCAUCGAAAACUCAGUUGACAAGGCAUCGAAAUCGCUUCAGGAAUGGCGUGGGAUCAUGGCCAAGAGCAAAAAGCAGAGCUUUGCGUGUGCGCGCGAGAACGAGAGGCUGCAGGAUUUGGCGCGGCUACAGACAAUUGGUCAAAGCCAGCAGAGCAACAACAGGUCGUCGAGUCAUCACAUGACGGAAAAGGAAGCGAGCAAGCUGGAGGCUAGACGAAGAAAAGCCGAGGAUUCGUCGAGACGAGCUGACACCGAAUUCUACACGGUCAGCGUGAGAGCCGAGAGGGCCAGGCUCGAGUACGAGAGCGCGAUGAGGAAGGGUGCGAAGCAGAUGGAACUGCUCGAGGAGGAGCGACUGAGUGCCCUCAAGGACCUCGCCAACGUUUACUUGACGCACUUGCAGGCGCUGUCGCCGCGACUGCAGCAGAGUACCGAGCGCUUGCUAACACCCGUGCGCAGCUGCAACGUGUCGCAGGAUCUAGAGAUCCUCAAAAACCUCGUGCGCCGAAUGGACAAUCACGAUGUGACCAACGCGGAACAAUUGUUGCCCGAUUUCUACGCCGAGCACGUGACGCUGGCGAUGAAUCGCGAACGGCGGAAGCAGGCGUUGGUAAGGGUGCUGCAUCUGAUAAGGCAAGAUCUCGAGAGGGAAAGACGAGGUAGAGAAGGCCUGGAAACGUUACAUCGUGCCUUUGUCAAGACUCCGGCGUUUGCGGCGGACGAGAGCACGCAAAAUGUGACGGACAAGCUGCAACAUAUGCGCUCAAUGUUGCUGUACUUGGAGGCGGCUAGAUACAAAGUCGGUGGUACGCUCGCCGAAGUGGAGGGUAGCAAACGGACCAAGCAUCCCUUGUCGGAGCACAUCUUGGUCUCGAGAGACAAGCAGGGUUUGCAACAAAGUGUUCUCAAGAUUCCUUCUUGGGCAAAGAACGAAUCCUUUGAGAUUCAGGACAUCGAUGACGAGCUCGAGAUGCAUUUAACCAAGGAUCAAGACGCCGAGGCUCGCGAUUGGGCUGAUCGAACCGCCGGUGACGGCAAUUCGGAGAAUCCACCGGACGAGGAUGAUUUCAGUGACUUUGACGAGUUUAGCAGUCACUCGGAAGACAACAACAACCAGAUUGAUGGUACGGAAAUAGCGACGGCCAAGACUGAACGCACGGAGCAGUGCCGAGCGAUUUAUCAGUACUCUGCGAAUCUAAACGACGAGCUCAGUCUCAGUCCGGGAGACCUGAUAACCGUUCAUCAAAAACAGCCAGACGGCUGGUGGAUAGGCGAGUGCAGAGGCCGUACCGGCAUAUUCCCUGCCACUUACGUCCAAGUCAUUCAUUAGUAAGCGCAGAUUUAUUGUCCAUGUUAUUAUCGAUAUGUUUGGACUAGGUAUUGGAAAGAAUUCCACGUGACGUUACGUGACGAGACGAGACGUAUAAUGAAACGAUAGUGUCCUCUUACGGAAGCUCCUUCCAUCUGGUUUCGUUAAAUCAAGUAAGAGUGUUAUUACGUGCCAAUAGCGUUACACGCAACCAUUACUUUAUACUUUAUACGCACAAAUCGAAGAUAUUUCAACCGCAAACUCGCUCGAGCUCGCAUAAAACUGAAUUGAGAAUUAAUACCAAAUAGUAGUUACCACACCGAUACGUUUGGUGCCGACAAGCUCUGGCGGAAUAAAUAUUUUUAUCAUCUUGUUAUACUAUUUGCGUUUAUACGUUUGUUUCAUUCUUACUACUGUACAAUUAAUAUUUCUUUUAUGUGUACUAUUCUGGAAAAAUCGACUCGAGCUACGACUCUGAUUGUGAGUUAGUAUUAACAAUGCAUUUUUACUCAUCGUGCGUAUUUCUAUUCUUGUCAAGAUAUGCAAUACAUUAUGUUUGAAAACUUGAUUGCGUCAUCCGUUUUACUGACGUUAACAAUUCCUUAGCGUGACAUCUAUGAAAUUUUUAUCCAUGAAACAAAUUGUAUCAACAUUUUAUUUACAUUGAUAAAUUAUGUUGAUACUGGUGUACCUUUUAUUUUCUCUCUACUAUUUCAUUAUUUCAACUAGACAGUUUUAUUCUUAGAGUUUCCGUUUUGAGAAUGUUAUUUUUCAAGCAUGCUGUAUACAUAUCUCAUUUUUAACGCCAAAAUUAUUUCAUUGCACGUGUAUAACGUUUUCCUUAUAAUUUAUUGAGAGAACAUUGAAUACAGCAGACUCUCUCGAACUACAUGUGCGACUCUGUAAAACGUACAAGUCAAAUUUCAUGAGAGAGAAGUCAAUAUUCUAUCAAUAUUGUAUAUAUAGUAACAAAAAAAUCGUUAAUAAAUUCGGAAAAUGUUGGCAACAAUUUCGAAUACAAAUUUUUAAAACAUUUGCCGAAUAUAUAGCUGAAGUCACCAAAGUCAAUGAAAAGAGAUGAUAUAAAAUAUCUAAUAACAAAACCAUCUAAUAUUUUUUAAUUUAAGAAAUUUCGUGUAAUCCGUUUACACAAAUUAGACAUACAAUUUUAUAUAAUUUUAUAUCAACAAUUUUCGCGACAAAGUACAUCAUUUUGCACAUUA